GACGCCGCGCAGCCGCCUUUCAUUUGCCAGGAAGCCUCGGUCGACAACGAGGACUGGCGGGAGCCCGGCGAGCCUCCGGAGGCAGAGCCUGCUUGGGUCCUGCCCUCGGAGGACUUGGACGCCUUUGCUGCACGGGGCGGGGGGAAGCUGAUUCUGCCUUGGCCCUGUGGUGCCGCUCUCCGUGGACAGGUGGACCCUGGCCGGCUUGUGGGCGGCCGCGUUCUGCUUGGGUCUGGAGACCCAUUGCUCUUGCGGAUCUCUCUGGAGAGGAGGCCUUCGUCUGCGACGUUGGCCUAUGCCGUGUGCUUGGAGGGCCAGACCGCUUUGGACACGCCGAUCCGGCUGCCCGGCUUCUUGGUGAAGGUGCGAGGUGUCUCCAUGAGUGCUUGCUUCCGGUUGAAACGGGCCGGCAUGGGAACGUAUUGUGUGAGCUCGCAAGAGGAGGAGGCGGACUUGAGGAAGCAGCGCUUGCAGAGCCGCUUCUGGCAGCUGCUGCCGGGCCCUUCGGAGAAUGCCUCGGGCUCCUGGCAUCAGCUGACGCAGCAGGCAACCCUUCAGGGGCCAUCGCUGCACAGCAAGGCGUGGCUGGACGGCCGGCUGGUGUGGGAAGGCCGCGUCACGCAGGGAAGGCAGGGGUGUGAGGCCGAAGACGGUGUGGCGGAGGUGCAGCUGGUGGUCAGCGCCAGCGAACCUAAAGAGGCUGCCAUAGCUCUGGGGCCCCUGCGGCUCUUUGCGGCCUCCUUCGGCUCCGAUGGUUGA
This is a messenger RNA of Symbiodinium sp. CCMP2456, 759 nucleotides long. The record is from the annotation of a GenBank genome assembly. Lineage: Eukaryota; Dinophyceae; Suessiales; Symbiodiniaceae.